Messenger RNA from Pelodiscus sinensis (Chinese soft-shelled turtle), 384 nucleotides. Lineage: Eukaryota; Metazoa; Chordata; Testudines; Trionychidae. The record is from RefSeq and is a predicted model, not a curated record.
AUGUCUCACCGGGUGACUCUGAGCAGAGGUGGCCACGGGGCCCGAACCCAGGCCCACGCCAGCCCGCUGCCGCCCCCUCCCCCUCCUGGUCCCCAGCUGUUCUUCCACCUUUCCCGGGAGCGAGUGUUCACGGAGGAGCGGGCCCGGUUCUACGGUGCCGAGAUCGUGUCCGCGCUGGAGUACCUGCACUCCAGGGACGUGGUCUACAGGGACAUCAAGCUUGAGAACCUGAUGCUGGAUAAAGACGGCCACAUCAAGAUCACGGACUUCGGGCUCUGUAAGGAGGGCAUCACAGACGGCGCCACCAUGAAAACCUUCUGUGGGACGCCGGAAUACCUGGCCCCGGAGGUACCAAGCCCCCACUCUUAGGUGUAUUACGGUAGC